Messenger RNA from Girardinichthys multiradiatus, 3323 nucleotides. RefSeq names its product somatostatin receptor 2a (gene sstr2a). Gene Ontology annotation, biological process: cellular response to glucocorticoid stimulus; cellular response to estradiol stimulus; neuropeptide signaling pathway. Bases 730 to 1875 code for a protein of 381 amino acids. The record is from RefSeq and is a predicted model, not a curated record. Gene Ontology annotation, cellular component: neuron projection; membrane. The transcript is spliced from 4 exons. Lineage: Eukaryota; Metazoa; Chordata; Actinopteri; Cyprinodontiformes; Goodeidae. Gene Ontology annotation, molecular function: somatostatin receptor activity; neuropeptide binding.
CCUCACUCGUCGCGGAGAUUCCGGUGCCAAGACUUAUCGUCGCGCACGCUGAGCGCACGGUGACUUUUCUUCCCCACAAUCCCUGUUGUUCCGGACUCUUUCACAGUUUCAGCCACCAAGAUUGGGACUAUUUCUUAAAAAUAAAUGGGAAAAAAAAAAGACCUGACACAUGUAGUAUAAACGGCAGCUCUAUUAAAAGCUGCUGAACGCUCGGCGCAGCGCGUUAACAGUGCGGGCAGCAGGUGGAUGGAGAGGCUGGUGGGAUGCGGCUUUUCAGCGGGACGGAGCCGCUUCGGGGCGGCGGGACUCGACGUGCUCUACCACGGGACAACUUGGACGCGAUACAGUGACGGUGGAGCUCUCUGUUUAAAUAUCCACUUUGCUCUAUUUAAAUUCUUCUUUACCACUGGAAUGUGAUUUAUGUGGCUCAGUGAACAUAAAAGUCUCCAUUCAUCCCAGUCCCUAGAUCCGCAGACCCUUAGACUUCAAAGUUCCCAAUUGCCUUUAUCCUAGGCUGUUGUUUUUAUACUAGUUUAAAACCUUAAUGAAUCAUUUUAACCACUUUAUCUCUUUAUAUUAUCUUUAUCUCUUUAUUCUUGUUCAGUAAAAUCAUUGCUUUGAGAGACUGAAGUAAGACCCAUAACCAUACUCCUUUUAUGAUUAUAUAUUUCAUACCAUCUUUAUUUCUUAACCCAUAAGACCCUUUGAUCAUCAAAAAGUCUUUAAGUCAUGGCCUUGGAUCUGUGGCCCUUUAUCCCAACGUCCCCUAACAUCACAAUCCCUGAGCCCCUCCUGUAUGACACGUACAACCAAGAGAAUAAUUCGGACCUGAAUGGCAACUACUCAGGCCCCAGAGAGCUUCAUCAGGACAAGACCAGCUCAGUUGUCCUCACCUUUAUUAACUUCAUGGUGUGUGCCGUGGGAUUAUGUGGCAAUACCCUGGUGAUCUAUGUAAUCUUACGUUACGCCAAAAUGAAGACGGUUACCAACAUCUACAUCCUGAACCUGGCAGUGGCCGAUGUUCUGUGCAUGAUGAGCCUGCCAUUCAUCGCCUUGCAGCUGGCGCUGGUCCGCUGGCCCUUUGGAGAGGCUCUCUGCAGGGUGAUCAUGACCGUAGAUUCUCUUAAUCAGUUCACCAGCAUCUUCUGUCUCAUGGUGAUGAGCAUCGAUCGUUACCUGGCCGUGGUCCACCCCAUUAGGUCCACAAAAUGGCGGAAGCCCCGUAUUGCCAAACUAAUCAACGUCACAGUAUGGGGCGUGUCACUGAUAGUCAAUCUACCAACUAUGAUCUUCAGUGGCCUGAACAAGGUGCCGGUGUGUGGGAUAGUGUGGCCCGAACCUCAGGACCUCUACUACAAGAUCUUCAUUUUUUACACCUUCUCCAUUGGAUUUUUCAUGCCACUAGCGGUGAUAUGUCUGUGCUACCUGCUCAUUAUAAUCAAGGUGAAGUCAUCUGGAAUGCGUGUGUGUUCCUCGAAGCGAAAGCGUUCUGAACGUAAGGUGACACGGAUGGUGUCCAUCGUAGUGGCUGUGUUUGUCCUCUGCUGGCUGCCGUUCUACAUUUUUAACGUCACCUCCGUCACCAGCUCCAUAAUACCCACCUCGGCGGUAAAGACUUCGUUCGACUUCGUGGUGGCGCUCGCCUACGGCAACAGCUGCGCCAACCCUAUCCUGUACGCCUUCCUCUCAGACAACUUCAAGAAGAGCUUUCAGAAUGUUCUAUGUCUAAAAAAGGUGACAGGCCUCGACGAGAUAGAACGCAGCGACAGCAGGGCGGACAGGAGCAGGAUGGUUAACGAAGCCAUGCUCAUUAACGCCAACCUGGAGACUCAUAAUUCUGCCUUGCUCAAUGGCGAGCUGCAGACAAGCAUCUGAAAAGUAAUGGAGCAGCAUUAUCAUCCCAAGUGGAAAGAAAGUAAUGGGCUGCCAUUGCACUGCUACUAUGGCCCGUUCUAAAUUGUGGGGGCAUGAAAAUGAUGCAAUUGCUACUCAUGGACACAUGAGCAAAGACACCUGAGCAAAGUCUGACAGAAAAACAAACAGUUUCUUAAGGGGUUUUUAGAGUUCAGGGAAAGUGCAUUGACUCCAGUUAAAAAAAUUCUGACGGUUGGGUAAAUGAGGCAACUGCAGCUUAUUAACCCUACAAUGGAGCAAAAGUCUGAGAGAUUUGUUUUUGUUGAAAUCAAAUAUUUCCUGGUUGUGCUUUUCAGUUUAACUCAUCAAUGAUCCAGUCAACUGGUAGGAUCACAUAGACUACUGUGGAAAGAGUAAAGAAAUACAGGAGCUGGACUGCCCUGCAUCGGCUGGCAAGGAUUUAGGAUUAGAUUGACAACCAUCUUCGCUCUAUAAAAUCACCUUCAGAAAAGAUGGAAACACAGCAGAGAAAAACUUUAAUUUCCUGUAGCUUUUCAUUUGAAAGAGUCUGAAACCACCACCCAGAGAUGACAAGUGUUGUAUAUUUUAUUCACAUCAGCUUAAUAGUUUGGUUGUAUAUAACAGAAUGGGGGAACAAAGUGGUAUCUUUUCGCUACUGUUGGAUUCUUUUAUCGCCUCUCUGGCUCCUAUCUUCAUGGAAGCGGUAGCAUUGACUCAUAAACACAAAUUCAACAUCUUGGAUUAAUGAUCACGGACAGGAAAUCAUUUUUACAGUCUAAUUUUGCUUCUUCAAAACAACUUGACUUUGUACAUAGGAAAUGUAUUGGUCAAAGGUUUUAGAUACACUUUCUCUCUUAAUGGGUCUCUUUAUUUUCAUGACUAUUUGCAUUGUAGAUUCCAAAGCAACACAACUAUGAAUGAAUACACAUGGAAUUAUGUAGUGACCAAAAAUGUGAAUUAACUGAGGUGGUGAGGUUAAUAUUUCAGUCAUCACAGCAAUGGGCGGCUACUUUUAAGGAAUCUUAAAUAUAAAACCUAUUUCAAUUUCUAUUUCAAUUUUUUGUUUGCUACAUAAUUACAUAUGUGUUUAUUCACAGUUUUGAUGCCUUCAGUGAGAAUCCACGUACAAUGUUUUUAGUCAUAAACAUAAAGAAAACCAGUAAAUGAGAAAGGAAAUUUAAAACUUUUGACCGGUAGUAUAUUUCUGGGAAACUUUGCAAGAAAGUACAACAAUUUUUUCAUGUGUGUCAAGAAUCAAAUGAGUUUUAAUGGCAAGACCAGCUUCUUUAUUCUGGAUAACUGAAGUCAGUGAUAUGUACAUUAUAGGCCUACUCCAUCCUGUGUUUUACAGGAGUCGUCACUUGUGCCUCUGUAAAGGACCUAUAUAUAUUUGUACAGUGCUGUGUUCUGACAAGUUCUCUAUUUCAUGGUAAAACAUAACCCUCUGA